Messenger RNA from Cavia porcellus (domestic guinea pig), 6514 nucleotides. It is a transcript of the gene Znf688, whose product is annotated as zinc finger protein 688. The transcript has 6 exons. Bases 4858 to 5682 code for a protein of 274 amino acids. Lineage: Eukaryota; Metazoa; Chordata; Mammalia; Rodentia; Caviidae. Gene Ontology annotation, biological process: regulation of DNA-templated transcription. The record is from RefSeq and is a predicted model, not a curated record.
CACCCCCGCUUUUGUUUUCCUUGGUGCUGAAGGGCAGAAAGAAACAUGCGAGGCAUGAUACUCCAUUUUGGUUGAGGGCAGAACUAUAGGUCCUGAUGCGCUUCCCUGGGGAAAUCAGGACCGGUGUAGCACUUCCGCGCAUCCCAGAACUCUGCCAAACAUUUGAGAGGUUUUCCCAUGGCGCGGCCCCCGGCGGAUAUAAUCUGGGAGGCGAGGCCAGGGACCGGACCUGGCCUUGUACUUCUCCCCGGAGUGGGGGUGUCUGGCCGGCGCAGCGGGCUCUGUGUACCUAGAGUGAUGCGCGAGACCUGCGGCCACUGGGUGAGCUCGAUGAGACCCGGUGAUCCAGCCAGAACCUCGAAUACUUGUGGCAAAGGGGACUAAUGUUCCUAAGGAUUUUCAGGUCCCAAACCCCCUUUUAUCUGACGCAAGGAGGCCAGAAGUCCCAGAUCCAGAGGGAUCCAGGGAUGGGAAUGAGAAGAAAGAGUUGAAGAGUCCAAAUCAAAAAGAGAUGGAAAAUGGAAUGUCUGUCAAGGAUGGUUGCCAGCCAGCAUGCCAGCUGGCUCCAAUCCUGUGAAAGACCAGUACCAGACUCAUCUCUCCUGGUGCAAGUACCAGUACCAGCUCCAGCAUCCAGUUCAUCCAGUUCAUCCAUGCAAAAGAAAAAGUCUACUUGUGCCCUCACAGUGGGUGCCACCGGAGCUCCCUAGCCAUCCACUGGGAAGAAGCCUUACCCCUGUUCUGACUUUGGCCUCUACUUCAUCUUCUUCUCAGUUACCAGUGAAUUUGCUCUAACCACCAGCCCUGGCCCUGACCCUGCCCCAAAUGUGGCAAAGGCUUCAGGCAGAAGUACCCUUGGGUGGCUCAUUGGUGGGUCCAUUGCUUUGGCAAGAGGCCAAAAGAACAGCAGGCUGCCUUGGGUUUCCAGAACCUCUCUUUAUUUUGGGAGGGAAGGAUCCCCCAAUUCACUUCCAGUAUUCUCAAUAUAUUUAAAGAGUAUGGGUUACAGGCUCACACAAGUUGAUCAGUUUUCUCUGGAAUGAAAGAGACAGGUUUACAGUUUGGAAGGGUAUAGAAAGGAAGUGAAUAUUUAAAGGAAACAAAGUUCUUUAUUAGGAAACAAACAGAGGUAAACAUAUGGGAAGAAGUAAACAGGAAUCAAGAGCUUUGCUAGUUGCAAAGAUGUAGAGUAAAAGUAUAUUUGUAAAAUGUAUAGGUACUAGAAAACAGAAAUAAAACCAUAUUUCGUAUUUAAAAAAGAGUAAAAGCAGGCUGGGGAUUCAGCUCAGUGGCAUAGGCGCCUGUCUGGCAAGUACAAGAUCAUGAGUUCAAUCCCCAGUACCCAUUAAAAAAAAAAAAAAAAAAAAGGAAAGUAAAAAUAUAAAGGAGCUAAGAGUAGUGGCACACUCAUGUAAUCCCAUCAGUUGGGAGGCUGAGGCAGGAUAGCUUUGCGUUUGAGUCUAGCCAGGUUACAUAGUCAGUCCUAGGCCAGCCUGAACUACAUAUCAAAACCAUAUCUCAAAAAAAAAAAAAAAAAAAAGAUGGGGGGAGGAAUUUGAAAAGAUGCUUGAGAGCUAAACAAAGAGCUCCUGCUCACGAAGCCCUUUAUUCUAAAUCCUGAGUAAGAUUUCAUUGCAAGCUAUCCACCUACCUGAUUUAUCUUUCUAGGAUGGUCUCUUCCUCAGAGGGCUUUGCUUUCUAGUCUGUAUCUCUCCGGCUCACUGAGAAGGGGUCAGAACCUAUUAAAGACCCUGUACUCACUCUGGAUCCCCCAGAAGAGAGGGCACAUGAAGCUUAAGGAAGGAGAUUUCUCAAUGGAGAAAAAUAAGGAUUUAAGAGUUGAUAUCCUUAGUCAUUUGGAACAAAGUUAAAGAGCACAUAACUCAAGAGGCAAGAUAAUUUGAAACUUCAAGCAGAUAAGCAAAAAUGGGAAUACAAGGGGCUGAGGGUUUAGCUCAAUGGUGUAAGCGGCUGUCUGGUUAGCGUGAGGUCAUGAGUUCAAUACCUGGUUUAAAAAAAAAAGAAUGGAAAUACAAUAAAGAGCUGGGUGUAGUAAUAUAUACCUGUAACUCCAGCAGUGAGAAGGCUGAGGCAGAAAGAUCACAAUUUCACAUCAGUUUAACCUGGGUCUACUUAGGCAAUUGAGUAACUAGUGUAACCCCCAUUUCAAAAUAAAAAAUAAAAGGGGCUGGGGAUUUAGCUUAGCGGCAUAAGCACCUGCCUUGCAAGCAGAUGGUCAUGAGUUCAAUCCCCGGUACUGAUAAAAAGAUAAAAAAAUAAAAAUAAAAUAAAAAGGACUGUGAAUGUAUCUCAGUGUGAAGGUCCUGUGUUCAAUUCCCAGUGAAGAAAGGAGAAGAGAAAGAGAAGAAGAAGAAAAAAAAAAAGAAUGGAGUAUAAUCAGCACAUUGUAUCAGUCAGUCGAAUAGCUAACACCCAAAAUUUAAAAGAGGAGAGGUUUAUUAGGCUCCCAGUUUCACAGGAGUCAGUCCAAGGCAGAAUCAUAAUGGCACAUGGGCUUGGAAUAGAAAAGUGGCUCAGUUUACACUGGCAGGGGAGCAGAACCAGAGAGGAAGGAAGGAAGGGUUGAGGGACCAGACACAGACCCCAAAUUAUGCCUCCAUGACCUUUCCAGAAACAUCCAGAAGUAUAAUUUACUAAUCUCCUAGGUGACUCCUAAGCCAGUCAAGUUAACAAUAUAGCAUACAAAUCACACACUUGUAGGAAAUACUUAUGAUGCUUUAUUGCAUUACUUAUUUUGGGAUUAGAGGUGAGGGAGAGGGGAUAGAAACUAAAGCAUCAAGUAGUGAGAAUGAUUCUCUCCUUGGCCAAGCUUUUCUCCACUAGGUCUCAACCUGGACCUCUAAGCACUAAGACAAAACACUUUACAGUUCUGACAGCUCAAGGCCACAUCCUUAGGAUGAUCUCAUCCCCAAAGUACCUACCCUAACUGAGAAAACUCAAGGCUGCCAGAAGAAUUUACUGUUUGCAGCUAGGCAUGGUGGCACAUGCCUGUAAUCCCAGCACUUGGAAGGCUGGGAUUUUUGUAAUUUUUCACUUCCCAGACUCUACUAACACUGUGUACCCUUUUACCCUAUCUCUUUAUUCUUGUUUAAAGUGCUCACUAGGAACUGGGGAUUUAGCUCAGUGGCACAAGUGCCUGCCUUGCCCAGCAAGCACGAGGCCACAAGUUCAAUCCCCAGCACCAAAAAGAAAAGAAAAAAUAAAUAAGUAAAGUGCUCAUUAGUCUGGCAUUGUGAGGCAGGAGGUCUAGACUACAUAGUGAGUUCAAGGCCAGCCUCAACUAUGUAAUGAGUCUCUGUCUCAAAAGAUAAAACAAGCUGCACACUUACUCAGGCAUGGUGGAUGCCUGUUAUCCUAGUACUCAGGUGGCUGAGGCAGGACUGCUGUGAGUUCAAAGUGAGAUUGGAUUACAUAAAGAGACAGUCUCUGGGGGCUGGGGAUUUAGUUCAGUAGCAUAAGCACCUGCCUUGCAAGCAGACAGUCAUGCCGAUCCCUGGUACCGAUAAAAAAGGAAAAAGACAAAAAAAAGAGACAGUCUCUGAAAACCAAUCAACAUCCACAACUGUAACCCCACCACUUGGGAGGCUGAGGCAGGAGGAUCACUGUGAGUUUGAGGCUAUGCUUAAUUACAUAGCAAGACUGUCUCAACAAACAAACCAGCCAUGAAUGCUGCCACGUGUCUGUUAUCCUAGCAGGUGGGAGGCUGAGGCAAGAGGAUCAUAAAUUCAAGGUCUGCCUAGUCAGUUCAGGCUGACCUUGAACUCACUGUGUAUCCCAUGCUGACCUCAAACUCACAGCGAUCUUUCUGUUUCAGCCUCCUGAGUGAUGGUAUUACAGCUAUGCAUGACAACUGUGUCAUGCUUUACUUUUUAAAAAACAUACACGUUAGUAAAUUUGGCAAAAAUUACACUGUAAUUUAACAUUUUCUCAGUCUAGCUCCUUCCUCACUAAGCUGGUGCAGCACCAAUCUAAUAGAAUGGGAAAAGCGGAGCUAAGGAUUCAAAGGGUCCUGUUGGCUCCUCAGCUAUAAACAUGUACAUACUUGGUUUCUUCCUUGGCUUGCUGUACCUAGGGUUCACCAAGGUGGGAACGUCUUUCUGCAGUGGUUGGAUACCAGAUUGCAGAUCCCGCUGCAGAGAAGCCUGUCACUUUCACAAUCCUGGAAACCACUGCUGAGGUCUUCCAGGAAUUUCCCUAGGACCAGGGGAUUCCGGUCCUCUGCCCUUUUCAAAUGCUCCGCCAGUCCAAGGCCAAUCAUGACGCAGCUUCUUCUCUUAGUUACAGCCAAUCAUUGAUCGCUUUGUAUCUAGGCCGAAGAGAGGCCAGUGAAACCGCCUGUGUCCAUCUUUCUUGAAGGCAAAAACGUUUUUCGGGACUUCCCUGCCCGUCCUACUGUUCUCACUAAAGCCAAAGCUCCUGCGACGUCCAUUAUUUUUAAGGGCAAAUGGGGCGUUAAGCCAGAGAAACCAGUAAGGCGCCAUAUUUGAUAUGCUCAAGAAAGACGCCUUUAAGUACAAUCGGUAGCAACUGAAGCCGGGUUGGUGCCAUAUUUUCUAAAGGCAUCUUCCGGGCCCUUUAACCGCGGUAUCUCUGUCUAAGCGGCCAUGAAGUGACUAAACACCUAGGAGUUUUAGUUGUCCGCCUUAGAACCCUCGAACCCUUAGCAGCCAGUCCCUGCUACUUUGGAUUCCACACCUGGCAAAGUCUGGAGACCAGGCUGGGCGGGGCCGGGGCCUGGACGACCCUCCCUGUGGACGACUAGAGCUGACGCCGGAAGCGGGGAGGCGGUGGCUCCAGGGACGAGGCCAGGCGGCAGGCGUUAGGAGCAGAGUCCCCAUGGCGCCACCCCCAUCCCUGCUUCUGGGGCCACGACCCGGGGAGACCCAGCGUUGUUGCCGGAAGCCUGGGGUCGUGAGGUUCGCGGACGUGGCUGUGUACUUCUCCCCGGAGGAGUGGGGGUGUCUGCGGCCCGCGCAGAGGGCCCUAUACCGGGACGUGAUGUGCGAGACCUACGGCCUCCUGGGCGCGCUCGGAUUCCCAGGGCCAAAACCAGCCCUCAUCUCUUGGAUGGAACAGGAGAGUGAGGCUUGGAGCUCCGCCGCCCAGGAUCCUGAGGAGGGGGAAAGCCUGGUAGGAGCUCUGAGAGCAGACACCUCAACCAAGGAAGAGGAAAUUGACGAGCCAGGAGGCAAGGGACCUGGAAUGACUUCUGGGAAAGAGUGGCCUGAAGCUUUGAUUGAACACAAUCCUGACUCGUCUAUCAGUAAGGCCUCAGCAAGAUCACAGCCACCCACGAAAGUUGCCUGGGACCAGAUGGCAGUAGCUCAGUCUCCUGUCCCUGGGCCCACCAUAGAUGCUCAGGCCAGCCAGCGGUGCCACGUGUGUACAGACUGUGGUCGCCGCUUCACCUACCCCUCACUGCUGCUCAACCACCGGCGCAUGCACUCCAAUGAGCGGCCCUUCCCAUGCCCUGAGUGUGGCAUGCGCUUCAAGAGGAAGUACGCCUUGGAAGGGCACCAGUGGAUCCACCGCUCCUGCUCUGGGGGGCGGCGGGGCCGCAGACCUGGGAUCCGAGCUGUGCCUCGGGCCCCAGUCCGAGGUGACUGGGACCCACCUGUGCUCUUCCGGCACUACCCCGACAUCUUUGAAGAGUGCGGGUAAAUGGCUUCUGCAGGCCAGAGUUGAGCCCAACAUUGCCGCUAAGGAUUGCCUGGCUCCUGAGGCAGGGACUUGAGAACUGAAACUCAUCCCUUGUGUUUCUUUCAAGGAUCCCUCAAGUUUCCAAACUUGUAAAAAAAAAAGUGCCUGUAACGAUCAAACAGAUUAAACUGGGAGUGGUGGGACACACCUGUGAUCCCAGCACUGAAGCGGCUGAGUUAGGAGGAUCACUGUGAGUUCGAGGCCAGCCUGAACUGCACAGUGAGACCCUGUUUCAAAAAAAAGAUCAAAUAGAUCAAACUUGACAACCUUCUUCCCAUUCCUUUGUUUAAAAAAAAAAAGGAGAGAAUGAGAUGCUGGACUUUCCUCACAGUGUUACCUCAAUAGCAGGUGCAGGUGAGCCCUUUCCCUUAUCUCAGGGAACAUCCAUUGGAUCCUUAUUUGCUUAGGAAGUACUGGUGAGCUGGGACUUAGGCCAGGGGAAAGGCCUCAGAGGCAGGACAUGGUUAACUAGCUGCUUCCAGCCGGAAACCAGGCAACUAGUGGAGUGGUCACUGACCGUGUGGUGUACACAUCUUGUCUGUGCAGUUUGAUCAAAGGCAUUGCUGAAAAUCACAUGACAUGGCCCAGGGACUUAGCUUAGCAGGCCUGCCUUGCAAGUGCACAGUUGUGACUUUGAUUCCCGGUACUAAAGUCCCGUGGCUUCCUGGCCUCAGUUCCCACAUCUGUAAAACAAAGGAAGAUUAAUAUCUACCUCAAAGGUUUGGUUUGAAAUCUUAAUGGGAUAAUACUAUGUAUGAGAUAGUAAAUGUGCAAUAAACAUUUGUUGAACGAG